Molecule: messenger RNA, 1257 nt
Organism: Kwoniella mangroviensis CBS 8507
Lineage: Eukaryota; Fungi; Basidiomycota; Tremellomycetes; Tremellales; Cryptococcaceae
Exons: 6
Coding region: 1-1257 (418 amino acids)
Biological process (GO): peptidyl-L-cysteine S-palmitoylation; protein targeting to membrane
Cellular component (GO): Golgi apparatus; endoplasmic reticulum
Molecular function (GO): protein-cysteine S-palmitoyltransferase activity
Source: RefSeq, a predicted model, not a curated record
AUGGGCAACACCCCUACUUGGCUUCUCCAGCAGCUUAUCCCUCCUCUUCUGCUCACGUAUUUCUACUUUGCAUGGAGGAUAUCGACAUUUGAGCUUGGGCCUCAUCUGGUGAACGAUCCGAGGACAUAUCGCUUUAUCAGCUAUUUCUACCUAGUAUUUCCCACACUUUCUAUCUUUCCUAUCACCCUACUAUACAUCCGACUAUACUUCCUCCCCUCAUCUCAAUCUACACCGCCUUUCGAUCCUCCUCCCGCCAUCCGGAAUAGACAUGUCAUCUUCCAAUGUCUAUCACCGGCCGAAGCUAAGGCUGUUCGCCUAGCCGAUAAUGUUUUGCACGACGAUGAUGACCCAAUGUCAGAGAGAUGCUACAGAGGUAAAUGUGGCGGACGAUGGAAACCUGCUAGAGCGAGACAUUGUACUUUGUGUGGGAGAUGUAGAGCGGGAUGGGAUCAUCAUUGUGUAUUUUUCGCGAACUGCCUCUCAGCACCGUACAUGCGAACUUUCCUCGCCUUACUCCUCUACACUCCCCCAACGAUAUUCAUCAUCUCCUUACCCUUAUACAAAUCACUCUACAAUCGAGCUAAAGAAGCCUACUUCUAUUCGAAAUCAGACGACAGUAUACGGCAUAAAUGGUGGGAUCGGGGAUACAGUUGGGUUAUCGCUGGGGGGCCGAUCGGUCGAUAUGCUGGAGGUAUCGUCCUCGGCUGGAGAAAGUUAGAUAAGCUAGAUGAAGAUGGUGGUGGGUUGGUAAGGUUGAAUAUAGGUCUGAUGGUAGGGUUUGGGAUCAUACUAGCUUUGAUUACCAUUGGUCUCGCAACCACCACUCUCAGCUUGAUACUCAAAGGUGAUCUAACGAUAGAUAGAGGCCGAUCCUCCGCUCACGGCCAAGCAUUAUCGGCCAUACAUCGUCUCAAAUCCAAAGGUAAACCUAUCCCACCUCAUCUGGAAAGCAAUUUAUCAAGGUUCUCAGAUAGGCGAUGGUUCUACGUUCCUCUAACAAAGGGACUACAAACGCACGAUAGGGAAGGAGUAAUACUUCAGACCCUCGAGCAUGAAAGGCCAUAUGAUCAUAGAUGGAAGAAAAAUUUGGAGAUCGUACUUGGUAGCACCAUUUCCUGGAUAUACCCCUGGAAUGCAGCAAGGAAAGCAAUGGGGGAUGCAGUUUUCUCGUGGCCCAUUACAGAAAAUGUGGAGAAGAGAUUGAUGGAAGAGGCGGAGAGAAGGGCCAAGGAGAGCAGGCUCUCGGAACGAACGUAG